UCGUCGGACUGUCGCGAUGGCGUUGCUUCGCUUUGCGCGUCUAGCCGGACAGUCGUCGAAGCAGGCCUUUCCGAGUUGGCGCACGACACGCGGAAAAGUAGCGCGUGCAGAGCGACCACUCGCGAGCGAGCUUGCCCUGCGAAAAGACGAUGCGACUUUAUUGAUUUUCUCGUUUUCCUUCGCUCCCGGCUCAAGGCUGAUCGACGCAACUGCGGACUCGAGGGACAGAGAGCGCAAAAGCGUCACUUGGCAGCAGCCGUUCGUUCUAAGAAUGGCGAAGCCGGACGAAAGACUGGACUUGGACAAACCGCUCUGGGACCAGAGUACGUUCAUCGGCCGAUGGAAGCACUUCGCUUGGGUGACGGAUUUUCGCACGUGCAUCACGCCCGAAAACGAGCUCUUAGCCGCCAAGGAGUUGUGCGAAAAGUACAGGCUCAAGAAGGAGCCUCCAGGCACCACCGCGCAGCAAAUCAUUCACGCAAAGAAACUGUACGAGUCGUCGUUUCAUCCGGACACCGGCGAACUGCAAAAUGUCUUUGGUAGAAUGUCCUUUCAAGUGCCCGGUGGUAUGGCUAUCACCGGUGUUAUGCUGCAAUUUUACAGAACUACGACGGCAGUGGUAUUUUGGCAAUGGGUAAAUCAGUCUUUCAACGCACUGGUCAAUUAUACAAACAGAAAUGCAAACAGUCCAGUGACGACAAAUCAGUUAGGAAUAGCCUAUCUAAGCGCUACUUCGGCUGCUAUGAUCACCGCCAUUGGAUGUAAGACUUACUGGUCAAAAAGGGCCAAUCCUCUACUGGCUAGGUAUGUUCCGUUCGCUGCUGUGGCUGCUGCUAAUUGCGUCAACAUUCCGUUGAUGAGGCAAAACGAAAUUCUCGGAGGUGUUGACGUUACCGAUGAAAAUGGCAAUAAAUUGACCAAAUCACAGUUUGCGUCUGUGAAAGGUAUUACUCAAGUUGUGAUAUCAAGGAUUAUUAUGUGUGCGCCUGGAAUGUGUUUACUACCUCCACUGAUGGAACGUCUCGAAAGAAGAGCGUGGAUGAAGCGAAUCAAACCGCUUCAUGCACCUUUUCAAGUACUUAUGUGUGGUCUCUCAUUGUCACUUAUGGUUCCGACUGCGUGUGCGAUAUUCCCUCAAAGAUGUUCGAUUUCAUCGAAAACUCUGCAAAAGUAUGAGCCAGAAAAUUAUGAGUUACUAAAAGCUAACUGUAAAGGAAGAGAAAUACCACAAUAUUUGUAUUUUAACAAGGGUCUGUAAUAAUAUAAAUAAAAAAAGGCAAUUAGUUUUCUUCUAAACAAGCAAUGGAUAAACAAAAUCUCGUAUCAUAUCUACAUAGACACAAAGUUCAAAUAAGAUAAUUGAAAAAAAUCUAUUUUUAUGGAAUGUUGAUCUCUGAGAUAUGAAAAAUCAACACAAUAAUUAGUAAUAAUAAUCUUAUUUAAAAUAAAAACAGAUAAGGAUAAAUAUUUUAAGACAAUUAAGCUGUAUAAUUUUUGAGGAGUUGUUUUUUGCUCUUGUCUUCCAGAUUUUCAUGUUAAUAGACUUGAAUUCAAUGAGUUGUUUAAUCAAGAAUAAAAGAAACUGCAAAAGCAUAUUGUACUAAUGUGCAUUUAAUAAUCAAUCAUGUGUUAUAUACUUUUAAGAGUAGGGCAUUAAUUUAUAGCUUCAUUUUUAAAAUACUGCCAUGUAUGAGUUAAGUAUUUUGUUAAUAAAAAAAGUGAGUAACAGUUAAUAAAAGAAGUGUAUUUUUAUAU
Phymastichus coffea is the source of this 1755-nucleotide messenger RNA. It is a transcript of the gene Sfxn2, whose product is annotated as sideroflexin-2. NCBI's taxonomy places the organism in Eukaryota, Metazoa, Arthropoda, Insecta, Hymenoptera, Eulophidae. Gene Ontology annotation, molecular function: monoatomic ion transmembrane transporter activity. Gene Ontology annotation, biological process: monoatomic ion transport; serine import into mitochondrion. The transcript has 9 exons. The record is from RefSeq and is a predicted model, not a curated record. Gene Ontology annotation, cellular component: mitochondrial inner membrane. Bases 17 to 1258 code for a protein of 413 amino acids.